AUGCAAGCUACUUUGAACUUACUCCUAUUGAAGGAACUAAAACUAGGUGACACCGGUACUGAAGGCAAUAAUGUUGGAACAGAAUGUGUAAUGGAUUAUAGUGAUCAAUUCACAACUUAUUUGAUAUUCAAAGGUAGAGAUGCAUUAAUUAGAUGGGCUCGUGCACAAGGAAAAAUGAAUAAUAUUGUAAUUGUAAUUACAAGGUCUGAUGCUAGAGGUGAGGGCAAUAGGAGACCUCGAGGAAUACUUGCUUGUGAGAGGCGUGGUAAAUAUAGGUCUUGCAAGUCUAGUGACACAACUAGUCUAAGGUCAAAUGCAAAUGGUGAUAGAAAAAAGUGUUCUAAGGACAAUGGUACAAAGAAAUGUGGAUGUUCAUUCUUGUUAAAAUGUGUUAAUAUUGGUGAUGAGGAUGAUUGGAAGUUGAAGGUGGUUUGCGGAGUACAUAACCGUGCUUUUUUAGAGUAUCUUGAAGAGUUGGAGAAGAAGAAUGCUACCCUAGCUGAUCUACUCUCAUCUGAGCAGGCGCGCCAUGAGAUAGAGACUUUGGACCUGAAAAAGGAGAUAUCUUUGCUAAAGAGUUCACUUGCCUUGAAGGAUGGCGAGCUUGACUCCACCAUUGCUGCUUUUAAUCAACAAAAGAAAAACUAUCUUCUGCUUGAACGCGAGUUUGAUGAUUUGUCUCAAAGUCAUGAUAAGCUAUUGAGCAUGUUCGAUGCGUUCCGGAAGGACACUCAAAAAUCCGAGGUCAAUGCUUACAAGUUGGGCUACCUCGAUUGCCAGAGAGGUGUUGCUUCUAUUGUCCCAUUAGUGAUGAUGAGGCCGAACUGUUCCGCCUAG
Prunus armeniaca (apricot) is the source of this 837-nucleotide messenger RNA. The record is from the annotation of a GenBank genome assembly. NCBI's taxonomy places the organism in Eukaryota, Viridiplantae, Streptophyta, Magnoliopsida, Rosales, Rosaceae.